UUCAAGCAGGAAGUGUUUACAAUAUUUACGCUUUAUCGGGACAUAAAUCUUUAUAUAUAAAAAAAAAAAACAACUUACAUAACAUCAGGUAUAUUUCGGAUUAAAACUGAGCUCAACAAAAUAAUGAGAGAAUUUAUCAAGUUAAAUUGAAUAUAAAUCAGUAAAAACAGACAUGGAAUACCCUGAAGAGACUGAACUUGACGCAAUAAAUAACAGAAACACACAAGAAUACAUUCCAGCCAUCGUGUUUGUUUCUAUAGUAAUCAUAACGGGAAUUUCUGUAAACGUUUUUGCAACAAUAUUCUACGCUUGCAAAGCACCGAAGUCGGUCAUACAGAUUUUUAUGUUCUCACUCUCACUCAACGAUUUGGUAACCAACUUUGUUCUUCUUCACGAUUUAGUUGAGCUGUUUUAUUUUGUUCAGUACAAAAGUGUGGUCGCAUGUAAGCUGUUUUAUGUGUUGAAACAUUGGCUAGUUGGAGACUCCUUACUGUUCAUGGUUGCAAUUGCCUGGGACAGAUAUCGCCGUGUAUGUUUCCCAUUUUCGAAAGAGAUUACUCUUCGUGUAGCCUGGUUUAUAAUUCUGGGAUUGAUGAUGUUUUCAAUCUGCAUCUCAGUCAGAAGUUUUGCAACCGCUGACAUUCUUCGAAUAAACAUAACAACAGAGCACAAUAUUACAAUACAAGGGUACUACUGUACUUUGUCGGAAGAGCAGAAACUUGCUGUGGUACGAAGCGUAUUUCAUAUCGUUGAUAUCUGCAUACAUGGCGUAAUCAUAUGUUUACUUGUGUUUUUCUACAGUUUUGUGGUGCGGAAACUAAUUCAAAGUCAAAAGAAAUUAAAAUCGCACGACAAUCUGGGUAUUGUAGCUUACAAAAGAAAAGCCUCGCAAGUUGUCCAGUCCCAUACCGAAGGUUCCAGUACAGAUAUUGUUGAAAUUAAUUUCAGCAAGUCGGGUAACGAUCAUAAUUCAAGUACAAACAAGUCUGCAGCAGCAUGUGAUAACGCUAACAAUGAUAUUGUUCAGUCAGCAAAACAAGAAAUCGAAAACAAAGAAGCGGUUGUGAGUACCAGAGGAAGACUUAGUCAUUCCAUACAUGCUGCCAUUAGAAAGCUACCUUUUAGCCACUCGAGAGAUACAGACUCCGACACUGAUGUAUCUACAGAGGUAGAUAGUAAAGAACAUAAAACGAAAACAAAACAACUUUCAACUAUUUUUAAGCGCAACAGGCCUAAAAAUAAGAAACGUGGAAAUGCUACAUCAAGAAUGGAGAAACGAAUGACUAUAAUGGUGGCUGUGAUAACAGUUGCGUCUAUCGCAUGUUUUGUUCCAUAUUAUGUAUCAAUGGUGGUGAUAAGUCCUAAUCUAAACGGAAACGGACUUGUGUUGGAUGUUGGAAGCAUAAUUGUUCGUAGAUCUUUCAUAUUAAAUAGCGCAAUCAACCCUUUCAUUAUGGUAGUGUUUAACGCAGCAUUUAGACACUUCUUGCUGGAUAUAUUUCAUCGAAUAUCUUCAAAAUGUGGAGUUGGAAAAUUUAAAACAUUCAAAUAGGAAUGGUAGGAUUCAAAUUGCCAUAAGUUUUAUAAGAUGAGAAAAGUUAUGGUGACUUUUGCAAUAUCUGCAUUUUUUUUUGCAUAUCGUGCAUGAGUUUACACUUUUUCACCUAUGCGACAAAACAAGCUAGGAUCUUCCAUUUCCGCCUUUGUAAGUCAAGGAUUUCCCUACCUACCCGAUGGACAGUACGGUAUGAAAAAAUGAGCGUACGGCGAUAAUCCUCAUCUAUUGCUGUCCUUAUGGUCGGGAAAGCGACAGGCCGAUCAUAACAUUUUUCUAACCCUUCCGGACAGCAUGUAUAUAAUUUAUGAUGUCAUGACUGGAACUAAGAACGUCACUUAAGCACAUACUAUUAUUCGAAGGAAGUACAGAGACAUCUGCUUCCAUCACAUAAUUGUAUGAUUCUAAAAGAAAAUGAACGCUGUACAGAUAGUCCUUCGUUUUAUUUUAUUCCUGUUAUAAUUUGUAGUACCGGUAUACAACAUGCAAGUAAAAGAAUUUAUCACUUGAA
Mercenaria mercenaria is the source of this 2066-nucleotide messenger RNA. Its product is annotated as D(2) dopamine receptor-like. Lineage: Eukaryota; Metazoa; Mollusca; Bivalvia; Venerida; Veneridae. Bases 173 to 1552 code for a protein of 459 amino acids. Gene Ontology annotation, molecular function: G protein-coupled peptide receptor activity. The record is from RefSeq and is a predicted model, not a curated record. Gene Ontology annotation, cellular component: membrane. The transcript is spliced from 2 exons. Gene Ontology annotation, biological process: neuropeptide signaling pathway.